AUGGCUACCCCCAGUGUCCUCGCUUUUGACGCUGAGGGUCGAGCCAUUGACUUUGAGGUCUGGGUCGACGACCUCAAGCUGUUUUUACAGUGCGAUAGGGCGGACGGUCCUUCUCUCUUUGACCUCACCUCUGGCGCCUCUCUUGCUCUUGCUACAGAUGCUGACCCCACUGUUCGCUCUCAGUGGGCCACCCGCGAUGCUGCUGCACGUCUUGCUGUGCGUCGCCACCUCCCUACCACUGAGCGCGCGCACUUUAGUCAGUACAAGAGUGCUCAGACCUUGUACGACGCUGUAGUUGCGCGCUACUCUUCCCCUGCCACUGCUGCACUGAGCCGUCUCAUGCUACCGUACCUCUUUCCUGAUCUCACUGCCUUUCCCACUGUCGCUGACCUCAUUACGCACCUCCGCACUAGUGACACUCGCUACAGCGCCGCCCUUCCUGCUGAGGACCACUUCCUCUCAGUCUGUCCCACCACUCUCACUAUCGACCUCCUCGAGAAGGCCCUCCUAGCGGCGGAGAAGAGCAUCGUUGCUGUAGGAGCCACUCGUGGCGACCCUCGCACCCCCAUCUUUGAGGGGUGUUCUCCUUCCCCCUUGCUGCCCUCUGUUGCCUCUGUUGCUGCUGCCGACCUGCUUGGUCUUGAGUCGGUCGGCGCGGCGUCUGCCCCUAGCGGGAGACGCCGCCCUGGCAAGGGCAAGGGGGGCAAGGGCGCGGGUGGAGCUGGAGGGGGCGGUGGAGGUGGCGGUGGAGGCGGCGGAGGGAGUGGGGGUGGCGGUGGGAGUAGUGGCAGGGGCGGUGGUGGUGGUGGCAGCAGCGGAGGAGGCGGCGGUGGCGGCGGCAGCGGUGGGAGUGGAGGCGGCGGUGGUGGCGGAGGUCGAGGCAGCGGUGGCGGAGGGGGUGGAGCUGGUCGGGGUGGUGCCCCGCAGUGGAGCGGCUCUGGUAGUGGUCAGCGCCAGCAGCAGCAGCAGCAGCAGCGUUCGCGGGACAUCCCCCCGCUCCAGCAGCUCCGUGAGUGGUACACGCAGCGUCAGAGGGGUGGGGGUUCUGGUCCGUGCACCUGCGUCCUUCGUUCCGGCGACCGCGCGAGUGAGCAGUGUGGGGGUGCCCACCCCACCCAGCGCUGCUUUGGCCGCCUGACGGACGCUUGGCGUCAGCAGUUCCCCGAGGCUAGUGAGAUUCCCCGCUGGGGAGAGCUGUUUAGGGCUGGUGUAGCUAUCUUUGAUCUUGACUUUGAUGCUAUCCUUGCUGCCAUGUAG
Messenger RNA from Closterium sp. NIES-65, 1257 nucleotides. NCBI's taxonomy places the organism in Eukaryota, Viridiplantae, Streptophyta, Zygnematophyceae, Desmidiales, Closteriaceae. The record is from the annotation of a GenBank genome assembly.